Molecule: messenger RNA, 4051 nt
Organism: Drosophila miranda
Lineage: Eukaryota; Metazoa; Arthropoda; Insecta; Diptera; Drosophilidae
Gene: cv-2
Product: BMP-binding endothelial regulator protein
Exons: 7
Coding region: 1483-3759 (758 amino acids)
Molecular function (GO): protein binding
Source: RefSeq, a predicted model, not a curated record
GAACCGGCGAACGGAACGGAACCAAACGAAAAGUGCCUGAGCGAAAUCGAAGAAAACCGAAGCGAAGCGCCAGAAACUGUCGUCGCGUCGUCGCUGGUUUGGCCCGGAAAAACACUGCACAACCUUUGUACGGCUGAAAAUUGCGCGCGCGUCCGAGUGUCAACUGCUGAUCGCUCCGCUGAUUAUCUAUCGAUCUUCGCCGAUCCACCCGUACCAUAGCCAUAUAGUACGUUUCACCACAAAACGUAAUUCCCACAAUCAGAUUUCCGCCAAAAAAAAACCUAAAUCCAACAAUCAAAUUUGCCAAUAAAAGGGCGACGGCGAAAUUCGUUAUCAACGAAGCUGUGUGUGUUUCAGCUGUGAUUUCUGCGUUGUUUGUUGCUGAUUUUCCCCAAUUUUCCCGAUUUGAGAGGAGAGCGCCACAAAGUUCCACAAAGAAGAGAGAAAUCGAGGCAUUUCCAUUGUGCGCGGCGACAAAAGCAAAUUGGCGCGCAAUUUCAUUCUACUGUACUAUACACUCCCCGCGAUUCACAAUUCCCAAUUCUCAAUCUCAAUCUUAAUUCCGAAUGCAAAUUGCACUCGCCGCACACAAAUUGAACCUUUGACAGGCGGCAGGGGUCCAGACAGAGGCAGCAGCAGAGACAACGUGUCGUAUGCGUAAUCUGUGGAGCCGCCUGCAAGGAGAAGGAGGAGGUACUCUAUGAGAAGGGGAGGAGGUUAAAAAGUGUGUGAAAAAACGUACGAAAUAUUCCGCGUGGAAAUCGAAAUUGAAAUGAAAGGCGCGCGCCGUCUCCAAUAAAUUAUGCGUUUGCUUAAGAGAAUUCUUCUCAUGGUGAAGCUCUGAGCGGAGUGGAGUGCCCAGUGCGUGUCCGUGUCCGUGUCCAUGUCCCCCUCUUAUGCCACACUCUCUUGUGCCAAAGAGAAGAGACACUGAAACAGAAGCCAAUUGAAAAUGCGAUUCAUAUCGACACCAACAAAAGCAACAACUAAACCUACAACUACGAGUACACCAGCAAUUACAACAAUCUCAGCAGCAGCAGCAGAAGCAACAAUUGCGCUGGGCUACAACACCUGCCCUGCCUCCCCCGCCACCCAACAACCCACAGCCGCACUUCAAACCCCAACCCUCACCGCAACCCAGAAGUGAUCCACAGGCGAGAGGCGAAGGCAGCAACAACAUGUCAAGCAUAAUUAAUUUCCGAUUCUGUUGUUGUUACGAGCACUGCCGCCGAUUCCUGGCCCUAGCCGCCACCGCCCCUCCGUCUGGGUCUGGAAGCGCCCCCGAUCUGGAAGUGUAAUUACGGUCAUAAUUCACCGGAGCAAGUGCAACCACAACAGCAACAGCAAAAGCAACAAACGGAUAGAGCAACAACGGAUUCGCAGGAAUCGCCGCGGGGAAACAACAACCACACCCCUCAAGGAAGACCAUUGGAGAGUGGAAACCUAAUAGAGAUUUCUGAAGAACUCGAUCGAAUUGUGAAAAUGUGUUGCAAAUCAAGCGGCAAGUGGAAACCUUGUGGCCCGUCUCCAUCUCCAUCUCCCAAUAGACAGCAGCAGCAGCUGCCGCCAGAAUCAGCAUCCAAAUUGAGUCGGCAAACACAUUGGAGAACAUUCCGCGUUCCUAUUCUAGUACUGAUCCUGCUCUCGAUGCUCCUCCAACUGCAGACGGCUGCCGCCGGAGUCGGGGAUAGUCUCCAUGGCGAUCUUCUGUCCUGCUCGGUCGAGGGAGAGGAGGUUCUGACGGGUAUCCAGAAUUCCAAGUGCUUUAAGUGCAUCUGCCAGAACGGCUUUGUGAACUGCGCCAAGAGCUGUCCGGCCAUCGACGAUUGCUACUUGCUGGAGUCCAAGCUGGAGUCGAGCGACCCUUGUUGUCGCAAGUGUAAAGGUUGCAUCUUUCGAGGGCUGCCUUAUGAGAGUGGCGCCGAGUGGAGCGACCCGGAGGAUCCCUGCAAAACGUACAAGUGCAUCGCCAGUGUUGUCACCGAGACAAUACAGAAGUGUUAUUCACAGUGCGACGACAACCAGCUACAGGCACCGCGCCCUGGCGAGUGCUGUCCUUCCUGUCAGGGUUGCAAGAUCAACGGACAGACGGUGGCCGAGGGCCAAGAGGUCGUCGCCUCGAUCGACGACCGCUGCUUGGUCUGCCAUUGCGGCGACAACCAGUUGACCUGCGCCAAAAAGACCUGCCCCAUUCUGCAGUGCCCCAAGACGAAGCAGAAGCAGCACCCGAACGAGUGCUGCCCCCGCUGCACGGAGCAGCGGGUCUUCAUACCAGUGACAGGAAAGUGCAUCUUUAACAACAAACUCCACUAUGACAAAACGCAGUUCAUGCCGGACCGAUGCACCAACUGCACCUGUCUGAACGGCACAUCCAUCUGCCAGCGGGCCACGUGCCCCAUCCUGGAGUGCGCGCCAGAGUUCCAGGAGGACGACGGCUGCUGUCCCCGCUGUGCGGUGGCCGAGGUGCGGAGCGAGUGCAGCCUGGAGGGGAUCAUCUACAAGAACAACGAGACGUGGAACAUGGGCCCCUGCCGGAGCUGUCGCUGCAACGGAGGCACGAUCCGCUGCUCGGAGAUGCGCUGUCCGGAGGUCAAAUGCCGGGCCAACGAGGAGCUAAAGCUGCCGCCGGGCGAGUGCUGCCCCAAGUGCGUGGAGACUGCGGGCACCUGCACCGUGUUCGGGGACCCGCACUUCAAGACCUUCGACGGAAAGUUUUUCAGCUUCCAGGGCAGCUGUAAGUACCAGCUGGCUGCUGACUGCCACGGGCACAGCUUCCACAUCCGGCUGACGAACGACGGGCGUGGCACGAAGCGCUCCAGCUGGGCCAAGACAGUGACCCUCAAGCUGCACAACCUGCGCAUCAAUCUCGGCCAGAAGCUGCGCGUCAAGGUGAACGGGACGCGGGUAAUGCUACCCUACGCGGGCCGAGCCGGCGACCAGAACGUGACCAUCGGUCGGCUGGCCGAGGACGGGGCUGUCCUGCUGCGCUCAGAGAUGGGCCUUGCCAUAGAGUGGGACGGAAGCGGUUUCCUCCAGGUCUCGGUGCCUGCCCACUUCAAGCACCGGAUGUGCGGCCUGUGCGGCAACUUUAAUGGCAGCGGGCGCGACGAUCUCACAGGACGCGACGGGCGCCCGCACGGCGACGACGAGGUCUGGCACUUUGCCAACUCCUGGAAGGUGGGGGGCCCCAAGUCCUGCUCCCGCCAGCGCGAGAACAUCGCCGCCCUGCCCACGUGCAACAAGCGCCGGUCGAGCUUCUACUGCCAGCCGCUGCGCAUCUCGGAAGUAUUCGGACACUGUGAUAGUAGGCUUAAUCCCAUCAACUACAUCGAUUCCUGCCGCAUGGACGUCUGCGAGUGCCCGUCGGGCAGCUGCCACUGCGACAGUUUCGCGGCCUACGCUCACGAGUGCCACCGCCUCGGUGUCCAGCUGCCUGAUUGGCGGAGCUCCACCAACUGUCCCGCCGGCUGGAGACGGAAUGCCACACUCGCGAACUUCCUGGACAACGAGUACUACGGGGAUAGCUUGAGGCGCUUUCCCGGUCCAGGCUCUCUCAAGGGGCGGCGCCGAAAGCAACAGCAGCAGCACCUGCAGCAUCUGCAGCAGAGGAGCAGGCAGAAUCAGAAUCAGCAGAAACAACAUCAGCUCCAGAAGCAGAAUCAGAAUCAGCUCCUGGACAAUGAGUUCAUCAAGAAGCAUGUCCCCAGCAGCCUGUUGCAGCAGCGUGCGCCGGAUCGUACGCCACCGCCACUCCACUGAUUUGUGGACUGAGAAAGAGAAAACCCCCCUCUGCCAUAAGUUACUACACGUACACACCCACGUACACUCUCCCACACUCGCACGCAUAUUCUCUCAAAGCGAGUUCAGCUUUUCGUAGCAUACUUUUGGCGGAAGCCGAAAAGAGUUUAGAGAGAGAGAGAGAGUAGUUGAAUCCGCUCCCAUGACAGACAGACACGACAGACGCGACAGACAGGCAGCAGUAUUACGCUGAAGCAUUACGUACAGUACUUUGGAACAGGCAGAUAGAGACAUAUUUAUAUAUAUAUAUAUA